This is a messenger RNA of Volvox carteri f. nagariensis, 714 nucleotides long. RefSeq lists its product as uncharacterized. The coding region runs from base 1 to 714 and encodes 237 amino acids. The record is from RefSeq and is a predicted model, not a curated record. Lineage: Eukaryota; Viridiplantae; Chlorophyta; Chlorophyceae; Chlamydomonadales; Volvocaceae. The transcript is spliced from 2 exons.
AUGGCCACCGUACGCCUCCUCUCAUUGCUGGUCCUCGCGUUUCUGUGCCAAGAAGGUGCCCUGGCUGCAAACGUAACAAGCAGCAAGCCGCCGCUGCCGUCAAACAAGCAGCCGCUUUCGCCCCCGCCGUCAAACCUGCCGUCAAACAAGCAGCCGCUUUCGCCCCCGCCGUCGACCCAGCCGUCAAACAAGCAGCCGGUUUUGCCCCCGCCGUCGACGCUGCCGUCAAACAAGCAGCCGGUUUCGCCCCCGCCGUCGACGCAGCCGGCAAACAAGCAGCCGGUUUCGCCGCCGCCGUCGACCCAGCCGUCAAACAAGCAGCCGCUUUCGCCCCCGCCGUCGACCCAGCCGUCAAGCAAGCAGCCGGUUUCGGCCCCGCCGUCGACGCAGCCGUCAAACAAGCAGCCGGUUUCGCCCCCGCCGUCGACCCAGCCGUCAAACAAGCAGCCGGUUUCGCCCCCGCCGUCGACGCAGCCGGCAAACAAGCAGCCGGUUUCGCCGCCGCCGUCGACCCAGCCGUCAAACAAGCAGCCGCUUUCGCCCCCGCCGUCGACCCAGCCGUCAAGCAAGCAGCCGGUUUCGGCCCCGCCGGCGUCCAACAACCAGCCGCCAGUGCGUCCUCCGCCACCGGUACCGGCGGGCAAGCAGCCGCUUCCAUCUCCCCCAUCACCUCCAUUAACGAAUAAGGCGCCGCCGCCGGCCCCCAAGAAGUGA